Messenger RNA from Poeciliopsis prolifica (blackstripe livebearer), 1406 nucleotides. RefSeq lists its product as uncharacterized. The transcript has 11 exons. The record is from RefSeq and is a predicted model, not a curated record. The coding region runs from base 1 to 666 and encodes 221 amino acids. Lineage: Eukaryota; Metazoa; Chordata; Actinopteri; Cyprinodontiformes; Poeciliidae.
AUGAGUUUGACACACCUGGCUGACAGUCUGUCCACCAUCAAAGAUGAGUCCAGCUUCUCCUCCAAUCAGAGCACCUGCAGACCGCAUGGAAGCUCCACCCACCUGUGUUCCACCUGGGCCCCCACUUCCUGCUCAGGCUGCAAGCAGGGCGCGUCCACCGAGCUAAUGGAGAUGAAGUCCUGCUCGUCCCAGAACCUGGAGGCUUGGAGCUACCAGGAAAUGACAUCACACCCUUCUCCAGAGGCGCCGCUGCUCAGAGAGGACUCGCCGUCCGUCAUCGACCUGAGCAGGAGCUACGUUCCAGGUGUUAAGGAGCAGCUGAUGAAGACGGAUGAAGGAGCGUCCUUCUUGGACUCGUCCUCAUCCUGGGAGAGGAGCAGUAUGAUGGAGGCAGCAGUCUUCUCCCCAGCGGAGGUCUUCAGCCUGAGUGCUGCAGAGGAGCUGAGCUUCCAGCGCCCGCCGCUCACCUCCACGCCGCUCUGCUCCCUCAAACACCAGAACGUCUGCUGCGUCCACUGCAGCCUCGGCUCCAGGACAGAGCAGAUCAGAGCACUGUUCCCCUCGGCUCCGGAGACGCCCACACCGCUCAAGGUGCCCGACUGCCAGGACGAGGUGGCAGCCUGCUCCAGACUGAUGAUGAACCUGACAGGAGGAGAGGAGCAGUGACCCUGACAGCCAGCAGUCCAGCUGCAGCUCUGAGGUUCACGGGGAGAGCCUGCUGAGCUCCAUACUACAGAGUCAGAACGGGACCGGCUCGGCCUCACAGGUCCAAGUCGGUUCCGGUUCGGGCCAGCAGAAGGUCCAGGGCCCGUCCGGAUCGGCGGUUCCGUCUCAGACCCGCUUCGUCCCGACCUGCGAUGAGUUUGAAUGUUCCCGCUGGACGAGCAGCUGGAGGUGUGGUGGGCCCAGCAGCACGCUCCCAACCAGGGCUCGCCUGAGUGUCCGGCCAACAGAACCAACCCGUUCGAGGUGAGCGGCGAGCUGCAGGUGGUGAUGUUCGGGAGAACCGAGGACCAGGCCAGUCUGACCCAACAGGCCCGCCACUAUGUGGCGCCGUGACAGAACCAGGUCCAGACCCGGUCAGACCACGCGGUGAGCAUCCAGGUGGGGACCAACCAGAACCUUCAGAGUUCUGGACACUUCACCUCUGGCAGAGUGGAGAAGAACCGCAGGUGACCGUCACCUCGGGGGAUGAAGAUGACUCCUCCUCCUCACCUUGUCAUCGAGGCAGCCAACCAGAAGAGAGGAUUUUUUGUCGUUUCCUGCUACCUCAUCAGUUCUCUCUGAUGUUUUAUUUCUUUGUUUGGGGAAUUUUUUUUCUUCUUUUCUUGUUUUACCCGACCAGAAGGAGACGAGUUCCGGGGUUCUGAUUGUCGGCCCGGACCGGGUCACCGACUGGCCUUUAG